Messenger RNA from Hibiscus syriacus, 595 nucleotides. RefSeq lists its product as uncharacterized. The transcript has 4 exons. The record is from RefSeq and is a predicted model, not a curated record. Lineage: Eukaryota; Viridiplantae; Streptophyta; Magnoliopsida; Malvales; Malvaceae. The coding region runs from base 15 to 521 and encodes 168 amino acids.
UCUAGCAAUUAAACAUGGGAAAAGAAGGAAGAAGAAGAAGAAGCGAAGAAAAAAUGAAAUCAAAGCAAACUCCAACACGGGGUUUUGGACAGUACUCUAUUGCUUCAUCAUUUCUCUCACGUUCUUCCCAUCCUUCUAAGGAAGCAAAAAAAGAUCUGGGUCACAAAGCUUCGCACAAGCUUGCGUCAUUAUCAGAUUUUCUAAACCAAAAGCUACCCACACGUUCUGGUGUUCCCAAAACUGUUCAGGAGAAAUCAAGACCCUUUUCAUCGUUAUUGUCCCCAAAUGAAGGGAAAUCCAUUGAUAAGCAGAAUGGAAGAAGGAAAGAAGAUGAAGCAGAGAAAGAUGAUGCUAUUAAUAAAGUUGUUUUCGAGCAGUUCAAGCAAGAUAACUCUCAGAAAAUAGGUUCUACAUUAAGUUCAAGUGUUAUUGGUGAAGAAGAAAAUCCAGAGAAUUCAAGAAAAAGACGGAAUCCAUUUGAAGGUAUAGAUGAAAAACCCAGAGCACGAAGCCUUUUCUAGUUCUAGGAGAGGAAGACAAUCCACAAAACAUGAAGAAAAGAGGAAAAAAGGAGUGUUCUACAAGCAACAAGGAA